AGUUUUCUUUUUCUGUUAAAGCUGAAGCAGCCUAUGGACAUAUUCUUAUCUCAUGAUUGGCCAAGAAGCAUAUAUCAUUAUGGAAAUAAGAAGCAACUUCUCAAGACUAUCUUUUUCCGACAAGAAGUAGAAAAUAAUACAUUAGGAAGUCCUGCUGCCUCAGAGCUUUUAGAGUACUUAAAACCUACUUACUGGUUUUCUGCACACCUUCAUGUCAAGUUUGCAGCUUUUAUGCAGCAUCAGGUCAAGGAUAAAGGACAGACAGCAAAAGCAACCAAAUUUUUAGCCUUGGACAAAUGCUUACCACAUAGAGACUUUCUUCAGGUAAUAGAAAUAGAACAUGAUCCCAGUGCUCCUGAUUACUUAGAGUAUGAUAUUGAAUGGCUCACUAUUCUCAAGGCUACUAAUGAUCUUAUUAAUGUGACUGGGCGCCUGUGGAAUAUGCCUGAGAAUAAUGGCUUGUACACAAGGUGGGAUUAUAGUGCCACGGAAGAAUCUAUGAAUGAAGUACUGGAAAAAAUGAAUCAUGACCUCAAAGUUCCAUGUAACUUUAGUAUGACAGCUGCCUGUUUUGACCCUAGCAAGCCACAGACACAAAUACCAUUGGUUCAUAGGAUUAACCCUCAGACUACUGAAUUUUGUGCGCAACUUGGCAUCACAGACAUUAAUGUCAGGCUUCAGAAGGCCAAAGAAGAAAAUCAUUUGUGUGGUGAAUAUGAAGAGCAGGAUGAUGUGGAGAAUAAUGACUCUGGGGAAGACCCUAGUGAAUAUAACACAGACACAUCUGCCCUGUCUUCUAUUAAUCCAGAUGAAAUAAUGUUAGAUGAAGAGGAAGAAGAUGAAGAUAGUAUUAUAAGUGCACAUAGUGACACAAAUCCACCGUCUGUAGAACCUUCUUCUGGUCAAGCCUCUGACUUUUCUGCAAGUUUUUCUGAUGUCAGGAUCUUGCCAGGUUCCAUGGUUGUAUCUUCUGAUGAUACAUUGGGUUCCCCGGAUGACAGAGAGAAGCCUGGUGAGACUGUGGAGUUGGGAGGUGGAACGGACCUAACACAGGUGCCAAUGAAGAGGUUAAGUGAUGAACAUGAGCCUGAACAAAGAAAGAAAAUUAAGAGAAGAAAUCAAGCCAUUUACACUGCGGUGGAUGAUGAUGAUGAUGAU
Messenger RNA from Talpa occidentalis (Iberian mole), 1158 nucleotides. Its product is annotated as lariat debranching enzyme-like. Gene Ontology annotation, molecular function: RNA lariat debranching enzyme activity. Gene Ontology annotation, biological process: mRNA splicing, via spliceosome. The record is from RefSeq and is a predicted model, not a curated record. Gene Ontology annotation, cellular component: nucleus. NCBI's taxonomy places the organism in Eukaryota, Metazoa, Chordata, Mammalia, Eulipotyphla, Talpidae.